AGCAGCACUGGUGCAUGCUCUGUCUGUGUGUCUGCCCUCCCCUGGGCAUUUUAAGAAGGAUCUUGACAGUCGGAGAGUAGCUGUCAGUUUGUCGCAAGUUUGUCUGUUUCAACAAGGCAGUGUCACCCGGAAGGCAGAAAAGGAUCCUUUGAGAAUGUCAAGCGCUCUGGUUGUGUGUGAAGUGGAUGAAAGUCUGCAAGCUAAACUGAAAAAGCUAAGAUUUCGAAAAGAGACCAACAAUGCUGCCAUAUUGAUGAAAAUAGACAUGGUGAAACAGCUUGUUAUCCUUGAAGAGGAAUAUGAGGACAUCUCACUGGAUGAGUUGAGAGAUGAACUUCCAGAGCGGCAACCCAGAUUCAUUGUCUACAGCUACAAAUAUGUCCAUGAUGAUGGGAGGGUGUCUUACCCGCUUUGUUUCAUAUUCUCCAGUCCAAUGGGAUGUAAGCCAGAGCAACAAAUGAUGUAUGCAGGCAGCAAGAAUCGACUGGUCCAAGCUGCAGAGCUCACAAAGGUCUUUGAAACACGAAAUGCUGAUGACUUGACAGAAGAAUGGCUGAAGAGCCAGCUGGCAUUUUUUCGCUAAAUAUGCAUCUUCAAUACAAUCACUUUUUCUUUGUGAAACAAACCCAAUGCCCAUGGAUUUCAAUGUUCAAUUGGUGUGCAUGUUAUUACUAUUAAAAGGAUUACCUGUAUAAAGUU
Messenger RNA from Cottoperca gobio, 699 nucleotides. RefSeq names its product glia maturation factor, gamma (gene gmfg). Lineage: Eukaryota; Metazoa; Chordata; Actinopteri; Perciformes; Bovichtidae. Gene Ontology annotation, biological process: actin filament debranching; negative regulation of Arp2/3 complex-mediated actin nucleation. Bases 155 to 583 code for a protein of 142 amino acids. The transcript has 7 exons. The record is from RefSeq and is a predicted model, not a curated record. Gene Ontology annotation, molecular function: actin binding; Arp2/3 complex binding. Gene Ontology annotation, cellular component: cortical actin cytoskeleton.